AGACACAUACGUGCUCAGAGCCAAGUGAAUGGCAGCAGCCAUUGCAAACCAUCUUCUCUUUACCCCAAAUGACAUGAAGCUGGCACACAGCACUGCAGCUCCCAAGUCAAUGUACAGAUUUCAAAUAUGCUUCAGAGGUUACACAUCAUGGCCAACCUACUUCCUCUCAUUGACAUAAUGAGAUCAGAAAAGACUGAUGACAUCACAGCAAUCCCAAUCCCCACCAGGAUCAACCCAUACACCUGAGAGUUAGUAAGAGGAAGGCAGUGAUCAGUGCUUACACAGAGAAGAGGAGGAAAACCCAUCAGCUGAUGAUCUCCUAAGAGAUAUUAGGACAUUUCUCUGACUGCUGGGAAUCCCAAAACAACAGACGGGAUGGCUCGAGACAUGUCAGAUAAAGAAAUAAUGAACAUGGAGCUGGAACAGCUGAAGAAAGAGGUGAACACCACCAGAGUUGCGAUUUCAGCAUCAGCACCAGAAAUCAUUGCUUUUGUUGAGGCAAAGUCUGCAGAGGACCCCCUUAUCAAAGGUGUUCCUGAAGACAAGAACCCAUUCAAGGAGAAGGGUGGCUGUAUUAUUACGUAGCAAUGACUUGACCUUGGAGGCACUAAACGCAUUGUUUUGUAUGGAGUAUCAGUCUUUAAGUGGGGAUUAUGGGAAACUGCAAGUAUUCCACUGUAGUUAUAAAUAUUACAGGGGCUGAAGAGAAAGAAGACCACCCUUGUGUCUAUCAACAUCUUUUGUGAUACGGUGCUAUCUGUCUCUUUUAAUCCAAUAAUUACAUUUACAAUCUAAGCAAAUGGUUUGAUUCGAUAGUGUAUAUUUAUUUUGCUAAUGUUCCCCAAUUUAACAUUAUUUAACAGGAAAGUGUAUCACACAAUUAUGUAUCACACAUGUUAUACUGUAUAGUAAUAAAAUCUGGCAAAUGCUUUUUAUUUUUAUUUAAGAAAGAAUGGGGAUGUGCAAAGGACCAUUAAAAACUGUGUGUUAUUAAGCAUUAUACCAUGGGGCUGUUAAAUGCUUUAUUCUGAUUGGUUGAAAAAUGCUCCAUGGGUGUUGAUUAUUGUAAACUGCACAC
Molecule: messenger RNA, 1078 nt
Organism: Paramisgurnus dabryanus
Lineage: Eukaryota; Metazoa; Chordata; Actinopteri; Cypriniformes; Cobitidae
Source: RefSeq, a predicted model, not a curated record